AUGGCAUCUGUUCAGGAAUUAUUGAAACGUGUCACAGACAAAUUAGGUUUAUCAAGCGAGGAUUACUUUCUCUAUUGUCAAUCAACAUCAGGUGACGGAUUUAUACCAGAUCGAAAUGAUAUACUCGAUACGUUGAUGUAUGGAUCGGUGGAGAUACGCCGGAAAACGACUUAUCAGAUAAGUUUGAACAAUCAAUUGCAUUUGUGCGGAAUCGAUAUUAAUCAGCAUUAUCCAAUGACGAUUAUGGUGAAAAAUAUAAAAAAAGGAAGCGAGGGAGAACGAUUGGGAGUUGUCAAAGGUGAUGAGAUCAUUAUGAUCAACAAUUUGUAUGUGAAACAUUUUGAUACUGCUCGAUUGAAUCGGCAUUUGCAACAAAUACCAAUUCAAUUAACUCUUCGUUCAUCGCGAUUGGAUCCGAUAGUUCAGCUAAAACAGCGAACAUCGACAACGAAAAAUGAUCAGUCUUCUUCCAAGUUUAUCAAGCCUGAUUACGAACGAUCGUCUUUCGUGUCGAAUAAUCAACAGAUCCAAAAGGUCAUUCACGAACUGAUUGAAACUGAACAAACCUACGUUCAAGAUCUUCAAUCGUUCACAAAUCAAUACAUCGAGCCAUUGCGUAAUCAUCUAACCAUUCUUUCAAUAGAUAUCGUUGAUUCGUUGUACCAAAGUGUUCAGAUAAUUUACCAAUUUCAAAGUCGAUUUCUAGGCAAUCUGCAAUCCAGUUCGUUCACAAAUAAUAUUCUCAUUUCCAUAUGUGAAACUUUCGUGCGAUUCGCCAAGGAUUUCAAACUUUAUUCGAGCUAUUGUGCAGUACAUUUACGUAUCAAUCGUUUGUUGAAUUGCCAUCAGAGUAAUGAAUGUUUGAAGGAAUUUUUUCGAAAGUGUAAUCCGUCUCAACAGCAUGCGCUGUCAUUUCAAUCGUAUUUGAUUAAGCCUGUACAACGUAUACUGAAAUAUCCGUUAUUUCUACAGCAAAUGUUCGCGUGUUGUAAUGCCGAUACGAAAAAUCAUUGUUUAUCGAAGGAAAUGUCGAAAUUGAAACGAACGAUUAAACUAAUGAAUCAAGUUAAUAAAUAUAUCAAUUCAAUGCAGCAACUCUAUGAAGAUUUUGGACAAUCAUUCGAAAGUUUCACUCGCAAUUCUCAAGAACAAUUUCAUAAACCCGUUCAAUUAAAUCUCCCGGAUCUGCAUGCAUAUGGAGAAAUGAAUUGGAUCAAUAUGUAUCGAUUUCUCUCUAAGAAAAACACUCAAAGUCUAAGAACCUACUGUUUUAUCUUUCGAACUGGUUGUUUCCUGUUAGUACGCGAACAAACUCAGAAGAAAAAUCAAGAUGGUGUUCACAAUCCUCAUACGAAUAGGAAUUCGAUUGAUCAUUUUGUUUCUUUUCUUCCAAUGAGAGAUUUAGAAGCAGAAAUGAUCCAAAUCGACAAGAAAUCUUCGAACCAAACAUGGCAAUUGAUUCAAAUCGAUUCAGCGACACAAUUGAAACGAUAUUAUCACUUCGCGAAUAAAGAUGCGCAAACGUUUGUAAAGACAAUUAAGAAUUGUAUAUCGAAAAUCAAGUGCCAACCGACGGAAUUUAUUUGCUUGGCACAGCCAGCAAAAGUGAUGAAGGUUUGUUCUGAGCAGAAACGAAUUUCGUCAAGUCGGUCUUGUCAUGACUUUUCGCCGAGAUUUUCGUCGGUGAAUCAAAAUGGAGAUAGAGUUCGAGUGAAAACAAAUCGACAAAGCCCAUCGCCAGUCUGGAAACGACGCGGCACAAUAUGUUUAAGACGACGACCGGCAUCAAUGACGAACAAUAAGAAUAAUCAGUGA
Messenger RNA from Adineta ricciae, 1815 nucleotides. The record is from the annotation of a GenBank genome assembly. NCBI's taxonomy places the organism in Eukaryota, Metazoa, Rotifera, Eurotatoria, Adinetida, Adinetidae.